CAAUAGCACAUUUUGCGCAAAUAUAACUAACCAACCAACAAAGGGGUAAUUAUUUGUAGGCGAGGAUGGCCAGCUUAGGCCUAUGUGCUGGGCACGGCACCGCAUACGCCCUGCAAUUGCGAGAUACUAACCGCGAUAUAAAGUGCCUACGCUCAACAACUUCUUGCAUUCGCCGCUGCCUAGGAAGUCUUGGUGUUGCACGAAGCUCUGGCUCUUGCCCACCUCGGCGGCUUCAGUUGAAGUGUGCAGCCUCUUCGGGUAGAGGACAAGUGCAGCCAUAUGGCAAAGGUCCUGGGCCGUUAGUUGGCAGCAGCAAUGGUGGCAAUGGCGUGUACCUGCUGAUGCUGCUAUGCUGUGCGGCCUUCCUGGCAGACAACUUGUUGCACCUGCCAGGGACCGCGGCCAUGCAUCUUAACCAUGCGCGCCCCCAGUGGUGGCAGUUCCUGAGCCACCUCUUCUGCCACGCCGACUGGUCGCAUCUGAGCGGCAACCUCUUCAAUCUCUGCGUGUUCGGCAAGAUGGUGGAGGAGACGGAGGGAGCGGUGGGGGUGGUCGCAGCGUUCCUGGUGUGCGGCGUGGGCGCCGCCCUGGCCACCUUCCUGCUCACCCCCGCCACCGUCAACGGGCAGGUCACCGUGUCAGUGGGUGCCUCGGGCGCCAUCUUCGGCCUGUUUGCGGUGAGUGUGGCAACUCGGCUGAGAUGGAAUCUGAAGCAGCUGCUGGAGGCUGCCGUACUGGGGCAGUUUGUUGUACGACAGGUGCUGGCGGAGGCGGGGCACCAGGUGGCUGGCGGCCUCAGGCUGGGCGGGCUGGCGGUGUCGCACGCCGCACACCUGGCGGGAGCGGCGGUGGGGGUGGCGCUGGUGCUGCUACUGCGCAGCCUGCCGGAGCCGCAGAGCGGCGCCGGGGGACAGCAGCAGUGAGCACCCGCAGCAGCACGACUGUGGCUGUAGGAGUUCGGCAAUGAGUCAUGGCUUCGUUAAACUUCGUAGAUUUGUACGCUAUAUAGAUAAUAGAUAGUGAACAGCCCCUGCAACUUCAGAGAGCUUAGCUAAUGCCAUUGGGAACAAAACCAUUGGGAAACACUUUCCUGUUUCUGCAGUCCUUUGCAAAGCCAGCCGAGAACGUGUGGUGCAGAGACAACUUGCCAAAUCACAGAUGAGCGCGCCCCUGUAAGGCCGUGAUGGGCUGUGACGUCAGCGACUAUGGG
This is a messenger RNA of Astrephomene gubernaculifera, 1210 nucleotides long. The record is from the annotation of a GenBank genome assembly. Lineage: Eukaryota; Viridiplantae; Chlorophyta; Chlorophyceae; Chlamydomonadales; Astrephomenaceae.